Nematostella vectensis (starlet sea anemone) is the source of this 2479-nucleotide messenger RNA. RefSeq names its product LETM1 domain-containing protein 1. The record is from RefSeq and is a predicted model, not a curated record. The transcript is spliced from 7 exons. Bases 950 to 2023 code for a protein of 357 amino acids. Gene Ontology annotation, molecular function: ribosome binding. Gene Ontology annotation, cellular component: mitochondrial inner membrane. Gene Ontology annotation, biological process: intracellular monoatomic cation homeostasis. NCBI's taxonomy places the organism in Eukaryota, Metazoa, Cnidaria, Anthozoa, Actiniaria, Edwardsiidae.
UGCACAGGCCAAAAAAUACAAAAACAAAAAAAACUUGGCACCAUGAUGAAAUUUUACACAAAACCACUGCCGUAUUCGUUAGUCAUUUUAAUUGUUUCACAACAGUUGAAUUAACCCCUGGGGGUCCACCCCAAGCCAAUUCUGGAGGGUAGUAGGCAGAUCUAGGGGGGAUUUCCCGGGCACACAAGGGAAAGUAUUAUGGUAAAAAAUGGCAUACAGAUUUUUUUCUUUUGUGCAUGCCCCUUGCUGCAUUGUACACCAAAACUCCCAAAGAAUGGAGGAGUUGCUCCCCCCUCCUAACAUCCUAAUUGAUGGUCAUCAAAACCUCAGUUUUUUGGGGAUUUCAUCUCAACAGAGUCAUGAAUCCACUUCAUGUACUCAGAGUUUCCAUCUUUAAUGGCCAAAGUUAGGACCUCCGGGACGUCAUAUGGAUGAGACGUCUUAAUGAAGUUAAUAACGUUUUUCGCCAUAAGUUGUGUUGUCUUCAUAACCAUUAACGCUUCAGUGUCCUCCACGAUUUUCCCAUUCCAAAAAAAGAUAGAUAGCACUUUGGGGAUAAUGCUGACGCAAGCAGCGAGCUUUUUUGUGACAAGGGCUGUACUUAGAUUCUUCGCUAUCUCCAUUGAAGGGCAAGUUGUAAGGAUGAUGAUAGUAACUGACGAUGUUUGCAGCUCUAAUUCCGUGCUGGAACCAGAACGGUUAAUGAUGUGCCAGCAGAUGAACAAAGCGGCAACUUGCACCGACAAAAAUGUCAAAUACUUCAAUGUUGAAUCCAUAAUAACUAAUCAUUACUUUCGCUCAACUCUAUUUGCUAUUUUGAUCUUCAGUGGUAGAAAGGAAAUUAUUGUUAGACGUUCCUUGUAUAAAACGAUUGAAUAUCGACUAACAAUGUCGAGUAAGUUCGGUUUAAGUUCGGCAAUGUUUCGGAUAACAACAGUAGAAUUUCAAAAUGGCGGCUCACAGUGUAUAUAGUCUGCUUAGAAUUCAUCCGUUCCUGGUUGUACGAGCUGCAUUCUCCAUCACUGGUAGACAAAGUUUUAAAAGGGUCGUUGUUAUUAAUCAACAGAAAUCUUACGGUAUUCAUGAUAGCUCUGUGGGUGAUCAAGAAAACGGCAAACCUAGGAGAAGUAAGCCUGUAAGUGGGAAAGGAAAGUCUCGAAUACAGCAUUUCAGGAAAGUAAUGAAUCAGUUUGUCGUUGGAAGCAAGUCCCUAGGCUCCGAUGUGAAGCGUAUGGUUGGCAUUCGUAGAAAAUUAAAGGAACAUGGUUAUAACUGGGAUGCCUUAACGGCAGAUGAAACCCUACAUAUGACGCAAGUUAGACAAGAUUUGAUAAAGACAUUGCCAGCAGUUCUUGUGUUCUGUAUACCCUUUCUUGGAUAUGCUGCCCCAUUGAUUGCGUUUAUGUAUCCUAAACAUUUGUUAUCUCAUCACUACUGGCUCCCUUGCCAAGAGCAACAGUUCAGGGAUCACGAUGCAUUAAAACGAAGUAACCACUACUUACCACUGGUGAGAGAAGUUGGACGGCAGGCACUACAGGAGAAGAGAAAAGACAGGGACUUAGAGGACCUCCUUGAUGUCUCAUUAAAGACAAUUAACAAAAAGCAUCCAACAAAUGAGGAACUUCUGAAGUCGUCGGAUAAAUUUUCUGGAGUACUUGGAUUCAAUUCUCUUCCAAAAUACCACUUGAAAAGAUUAAGCCAUGCAUGGCUGCUGUGGCCUUGGUUACCAAGACGACUGUUGCGUGGUAAUUUGAGAAGAAAACUUGCAUCAAUAAAGAAAGAGGAUGCUGCCUUAAAAAGAGAUGGCCUUGACUCACUUGAUGAAAUUCAGAUCAAAAGGCUCUGUCAUCGCCGAGGAUUACAAGUUCAAAACUUAGGGCACGAAGCACUGAAGGCGUGGCUAACAGAGUGGGUGGAGCUUGCAUCCCACUCCUCAGAUCAUGAUGACUCAUUCCUGGCUCACAUUGCUAUAUACAAGACCAUGAACUAUCACAGAAAUCCCUCCAACAAUACUCAAAGCUAGAGAUAUCCUUAGCCAGCAUGAUAUCUGCUGCUUAUUGCACCGAUUUACUCCUCUCGGAAAGUUGGUGAACGACAACCCCUUGCGUAUUGGUGGUGUUGUCCUUCCACAGACAUUUAGAAGAGAGAUUCAAGCAUUGCUAAAAAUCACAGCUGAAUUUUAAAUAAUACAAGUACAAACCAUAGAUGCAAAGAAAGACCUAUCACGAAUCGCUAUAUUUUACCAAAAUGUUUCAUUAUUCAAUGAUGUUUAAUAUAUUUUCUGGCAAUCAUAUUUGCACUUAUGUAGAUAAGUAUAAGUAAUUGCUUUAUAUUAAUUAGUGUGAAUAAUGUUUUUAUUGGUAACAGGAUUUGCAUGGAAUUCCAGCCAAUGGGAUCCUUUGCUACAUAGGGCACAUAAUUACCAAAAAAUAAUUACAAACCUGGGAAAUUAGAUGUCAAAAUAAAAGGGGAAAGAAAA